AUGAUUCUCGCUAGUGCCUAUGCAAGCGGAUCUCUCGGUGGCACCCUUGAGAUCAUUGAUAUUGAUGGUCAAUGCGCGAUAUGGUCCUAUGACAACCAUGGCUGCACGGGAUCUUCGGAAUUCUUUAGCAAACUUGACGGAGAUGACUGUGCAAUUGCAUGGAUUGAGGUGGAACAUACUGGCCUGGUCAGCUUCUUCAAUUACCAAGGCGACAAGUCGGCAUGUACAUUGGACAACGGACUCAAGCAUGGCAGCCGAUGUAUCGCUACUGACACGAUAUCCUCCACCAAGGCGUCCUCCGCUUUGACGACACCGAGAUCUUCGUCAUCAGUGUCGGAGUCAUCCUUGACUACCUCCCAGACCGCACCUUCUUCCGAUUGUUCCGCGGAUUGA
Penicillium canescens is the source of this 393-nucleotide messenger RNA. RefSeq lists its product as uncharacterized. The coding region runs from base 1 to 393 and encodes 130 amino acids. The record is from RefSeq and is a predicted model, not a curated record. The transcript is spliced from 2 exons. NCBI's taxonomy places the organism in Eukaryota, Fungi, Ascomycota, Eurotiomycetes, Eurotiales, Aspergillaceae.